Messenger RNA from Bicyclus anynana (squinting bush brown), 942 nucleotides. RefSeq names its product phosphate carrier protein, mitochondrial-like. The record is from RefSeq and is a predicted model, not a curated record. The transcript has a single exon. Gene Ontology annotation, cellular component: mitochondrial inner membrane. Gene Ontology annotation, molecular function: phosphate transmembrane transporter activity. NCBI's taxonomy places the organism in Eukaryota, Metazoa, Arthropoda, Insecta, Lepidoptera, Nymphalidae. The coding region runs from base 1 to 942 and encodes 313 amino acids. Gene Ontology annotation, biological process: mitochondrial phosphate ion transmembrane transport.
AUGGCGAAGGGGAAGGAAGAGUACUCGUGUGCGAUGUACAGCAACAAAUACUUCCAGCUGUGCGCGGCGGGCGGCGCCGUGGCUUGCGGCACCACGCACACCUUCGUGACGCCGCUCGACCUGGUCAAGUGCCGGCUGCAGGUCGACCCCGCCAAGUACAAGUCCAUCUUCAAAGGCUUCGGCAUAUCGUUCAGAGAAGGCGGCGCCGCCAACUUGGUGAAAGGCUGGGCGCCCACCCUCAUCGGCUACAGUCUCCAGGGCGCCGCGAAAUUCGCAGGCUACGAAUAUUUCAAAUACAAAUUCGCAACUAUGGUCGACGAAGAGACCGCUUACUUGUACAGGACGUAUAUGUAUCUGGCGGCGUCGGCGUCGGCGGAACUCAUCGCGGACGCCUUCCUCGCGCCCUUCGAAGCCACCAAAGUGAGGAUGCAGACGACGCCGGGGUACACGUCGCAGAUGAGGAGGGCCAUGCCGCACAUGAUGUCGACGGAGGGCUUCGGAGUGUUCUACAGAGGGCUGACGCCGCUGUGGGGGCGCCAGGUGCCGUACACGAUGAUGAAGUUCUCCUCCUUCGAGAAGACGUUGGAGUACCUGUACGCGAACGUGGUGCCGAAGCCGCGCGAGCAGUGCACCAAGACGGAGCAGUUGGUCGUGACGUUCUCCGCGGGGUACAUCGCCGGCGUGCUGUGCGCGAUCGUGUCGCACCCGUCGGACACGAUCGUGUCGAAGCUGAACAAGGAGCCGAGCGCGAGCAUCGGCGGCAUCCUGCGCGAGGUGGGGAUGGUGGGCAUCUGGCGCGGGCUGGUGGCGCGCAUCAUCAUGAUCGGCACGCUGACGGGGCUGCAGUGGUUCGUGUACGACGCGUUCAAGGUGUACACCGGCAUGCCGCGCCCGCCGCCCGCCGACAUGCCGGACUCUUUGAGGAAGAAAUUGGGAAAGUAG